GUGCGGCCGGGGCCGCGGGAAGCCCCUCGGCCGGCGGGGGAGAGGGCGCUCUGAGGCGGAGGCCUGGGGCCUGGCCGGGCCCCGGGGAGGAAGGCGGACGGCUGGCGGCAGCCCUGUGGGGUGGGGGCGCCUGAGAAGAGUCGAAUAUGGGAAUGUAGUGCGCGGCGGGGUCCAGAGAAGGAGCGGGCGAAGUACUCAGAGGAGCUUUGUGGAAGACGAAGGGAUGUGGGAGCACAGAGGCGGCAAGGACUUAGGGGGAUGGUGGAGGUUAUAGGGUACGAGGCGGCCCUAUAGGGGGCGGCAGGGAUAUGCAGUGUCGGCGGGCUGAUUUCGGAAGAGGACCCGCUGCUGCUUGCUUGGAAUAAGGCCUCGUAGAUUGAAGUGAGUGAAUUCAGAUCUAUAACUCAACCUUGUUAGAGGGCUUUUUAAAAAAUAAAAAGUUGAUUCGGUGCAUGAGAGCAAGUUACUGCUGCUUACCGUUCAGAGACUUACAGGUGCUUGCCUGCAUUGCAAUAAAGGACUCAUAUAUUGAGCAAGACUUAUAUUUAUCUCUUCAUUUUGGAGAGCCUAAUAAACUGUUAUUACAGUUUCUCUACUGACUUUCAAAAGUUUUGAAGUUUGAAAGAGACAUCUUUACAAUUAAUACAGCAUGAGCACGGCCAGAACAGAGAACCCUGUUAUAAUGGGUCUGUCCAGUCAAAAUGGUCAGCUGAGGGGCCCUGUGAAGCCCAGUGGUGGCCCCGGAGGAGGGGGCACACAGACACAGCAACAGAUGAACCAGCUGAAAAAUACCAACACAAUCAAUAAUGGCACUCAGCAGCAAGCACAGAGUAUGACCACCACUAUUAAACCUGGUGAUGACUGGAAAAAGACUUUAAAACUCCCUCCAAAGGAUCUAAGAAUCAAAACUUCGGAUGUGACCUCCACAAAAGGAAAUGAGUUUGAAGAUUAUUGUUUGAAACGGGAGUUAUUGAUGGGAAUUUUUGAAAUGGGCUGGGAAAAGCCAUCUCCUAUUCAGGAGGAGAGCAUUCCCAUUGCUUUAUCUGGUAGGGAUAUCUUAGCUAGAGCAAAAAAUGGAACAGGCAAGAGCGGUGCCUACCUCAUUCCCUUACUUGAACGGCUAGACCUGAAGAAGGACAAUAUACAAGCAAUGGUGAUUGUUCCCACUAGAGAACUUGCUCUACAGGUCAGUCAAAUUUGCAUCCAGGUCAGCAAGCACAUGGGAGGGGCCAAAGUGAUGGCAACCACAGGAGGAACCAAUUUACGGGAUGACAUAAUGAGGCUUGAUGACACAGUGCACGUGGUGAUAGCUACUCCUGGAAGAAUCCUGGAUCUUAUCAAGAAAGGAGUAGCAAAAGUUGAUCAUGUCCAGAUGAUAGUAUUGGAUGAGGCAGAUAAGUUGCUGUCACAGGAUUUUGUGCAGAUAAUGGAGGAUAUUAUUCUCACGCUACCUAAAAACAGACAGAUAUUAUUAUAUUCCGCUACUUUCCCUCUUAGUGUACAGAAAUUCAUGAAUUCCCAUUUGCAGAAACCCUAUGAGAUUAACCUGAUGGAGGAACUAACUUUGAAGGGAGUAACCCAGUACUACGCCUAUGUAACUGAGCGCCAAAAAGUACACUGCCUCAACACACUUUUCUCCAGGCUUCAGAUAAACCAGUCGAUCAUUUUCUGUAACUCCUCUCAGCGAGUUGAAUUGCUAGCCAAGAAGAUUUCUCAACUGGGUUAUUCUUGCUUCUAUAUCCAUGCUAAAAUGAGGCAGGAACAUCGAAAUCGUGUAUUUCAUGAUUUCCGAAAUGGCUUAUGCCGCAAUCUUGUUUGCACUGAUUUGUUUACCCGAGGUAUUGAUAUACAAGCUGUGAAUGUGGUAAUAAACUUUGACUUCCCAAAGCUGGCAGAGACCUAUCUCCAUCGUAUUGGAAGAUCAGGUCGCUUUGGUCAUCUUGGCUUAGCCAUCAACUUGAUCACAUAUGAUGAUCGCUUCAACCUGAAAAGUAUUGAGGAGCAGCUGGGAACAGAAAUUAAACCGAUCCCAAGCAACAUUGACAAGAGCCUUUAUGUGGCAGAAUACCACAGCGAGCCUGUAGAAGACGAGAAACCUUAACAAGCAUGCUUUGACAAACUACAGAAGGCUCGUUUGGAUCUGUGACACAUCGUUUGGGGGGGAUGCUCUUCUCUUUGUGGGUUUUUCAUCUUCUUUUUAUUUUGGAACUAUGAAGACUUAAAAGAGCUCAGACAUUUUUUUUCUUUUUUUAACUGGUGAAGAGAAAAAGCUGAAAAGAAGGAAUUUACCUUUUUUGUUCCACUUGUUUGCACUGUGUGCUGACUGAACAUUAGUUGCACUAACCGCUGGUUUUUAAAAAAUGUUUUCUGGGGAAGGGGGACAAGGAAGGAAGAUAAAGAAGAGAAGGGGAGAAACCCUAAAAAGAGAAGAAUCUUGAUGAACACACAAGCUUGUCUACAAUUUCAAAAUUCUCCAACAGCUGACUCUUGAGUGCAUUUCAACUUCUCCCUUAUUACUCAUCCGUUUUUUAAGCCUGAAGAGCUUAUUACUUAUUUGUGCGAAGUGCCUUAUGCUAUGAGACCAUUCAGAAUAUCAUCUUUUAGACACAGCCCAAGGAGUCAACAAUAGUAAUUCUUUCCUUUUUUCUUUUUUUUUUUUUUCCUAUCUUUUUAAAUCUUUUGUCUUUUCAUUUUUGUUUCAAGUUGAAGUCUCUCUCUUCCCUUUUUACCCGAUACUCAAGCCCAGGGCUGGAAGAUGACACGUAUUAGUACUGUUAAACACCAUUCUCUUUUUCUUUAUGUGGAGGAGUUGAUAUGCAACUGCAGUUCAUCCGCACUGUAAAUACAUGUAUUUAAAAAAAAAAAACAAUCCCAAGUAAAAAUUUCUUCUGGGCUGAGUAGAUUACAACAUCAUCGCUCCCAAAGGAAAGAGCAGUCUAUCAUUGCAGGAGCCAUAUGACAAGCCUUUGUGCUCUAUAGCAGAACACUAAAGACUGGUUUACAUUCGCUUCCAUUAGCAGUUAUGGCACUUGAUGUGUAGACGUGUCGGAGCCUGACCCUCUUUCCUCUGUGGCAAAGCGCGUCCCAUAGAAAAUUGGGUGUGUAUACUUGUAUAAACUUUGUAAAUAAGUUUUUUUCUGGGUUCAUAUAUAUAUAUACAUAUAUAUAUUUUUUUUUUUUGGAUGAAGGUUGCUGGGAUUAAGGGGAUUAGAAUGAUUAUGGGAGCAGCUAAAGAUGAGAGGGGCUCAGUUUUCCGCAACACUAAAUUCUAAAAAGUACUUUGGCCUCUUCGUAUAGAGUACAGACCUCUGUGGUGACCCUGUGUUAGAAGAGGGACCCAGAAGUCUGGGAUUCACUGUUGCUACCACACUGUAUCAUCUAAUAGCUUUGGAGAACACCUGCCAGAGAGAGCAAGGAAACUUCAAAAACCUAUGACUCAAGAUGUUAUUUUUGAGGAGCUCUCUGAUUUGCUUCUUUCUCCCCUUUUAAAAAAAGUUUGAGGAACUUUUUGAGCUCAGCAAAAGGGGACAACGAUUAAUCUCCUUUGCAGUGUGGAAUUCAAUUGAGUGGCAGUGUCUGAGCAGUAUAUGUACAAAGCAUGGAUUUUGCAUUUCAGAAUAUUAGCCAGUAUCAGCGUUGGUAAUGUUAGCAGUUCUGGAGCUUACUUUCUGUGGAUCACUUCCUGUACUCUGUGUGUUGCCCUCUGCCCACCUUGAUACAUAAACUUGCAGGAAUGGGCAACUCCUGAGAGCUGUUAACUUUCAUGCUACAGAAAGCUGCUUGCCAUCCUUUUGCUUUGUGACAAGAAUUAUCUGUCAUUUUGCAUUGUAAAUUGCUGGCAAAUGCUUUUACAGUCAAUGGUGUUGCUUUAAAUUGUGCCCCUCCCAACAUGCUUGAUGUUUGGCCUGAUCUCCAGGCAAAAGGAGUGAGAUGAAUCAAACCAGUGAACUUUUUUUUUAAAUGUUUUUAAUUCCCUUUUAACCCAGUGUACUAGGUCAAUCAGGAGGCAUCUAGGGUUUAAAAAAAAAAAAGGCAAAAAAUAAAAUUAAAAAAAUUUGAAUUCCAUAUUCCAUUUUUUAAAACCCUAAAAUAUUACAAGAUAAGUCCUGCAUAUGCUUUCGUGCUUAACUCAUCUGGAUAAAGAAAUCAGUUAUUCAAAGUUUGCUUUUUUGACUCUUGCCUAGUUCUAAGCGAAACUAUUUGUGACUCACCCAAAACUCCUUAGGAUCAAAAUCCUGCAGAUGCCUCCUGAUCAGACAUAGCCCUUACUCCUUAAAAACCUGUAGCAAGAGCUGCACAGUACAAACCCAAAAAAGAGGAAGCUCAUUUAUUUGGUAUCCAAGCUAUGUUCUACACAGCCAAUGUUGGUUACUAAAUACAAGCCCUAAUUAAGGAAUAACUUUUUUCCAGGGAGGGGAGGGGGGAGGGAAUUUAGAAGGCAUCAACUUUUGACCAAAAAAAUCUUGCCCCUUGUACUGAUGCAGCUCUCUCUUCUCUCCCACCUCUGGCGAGAUAAGAGGGAUCAUUCAUUAUAGAAGAAAAGCAAGAAAGGCUUGUAAAUGCAAUUUUAUAUCUCGCUAGAGUGUGUGGGUGACAAAACAAACCGCACAGUCUUUGCCAUCCUCAGACUGUGCCUGGUGCCACAUGCCUGUGGGUCCCUCUUAAAGCACAGACUUAAUUGAAAGUAUUACUGAAGUACAGCCUCUGAUGAGGAGUGGCACUUAAACUAUCUGGGACACCACUAUUGGACACAGUCCUGUAGAGGCAGCUGUCCAGUUUUGGUGCUUGACUCUUGAAAGGAAUUGUUAAAUGGAAAGAUGCUCUAAGGACUAGGUCAAAGCCUAGUCUUUUUUUUUUUUUUUUUUUUAAAUCCCCAUCCCUAUAAGGAGCAUUGUUUGGAAAUUGUUUUUGUGUUAUUUCCACUAUUGGGUAUCUGUUUUAAGUAACGGUAAUAUUUUUUCCAGUGGUUCAUUUUGGAUGAAACCGUUCCCUAUUUUUAAUACUUAAAUUAUGUCCAACUCCUGGUUUUGCCUGUGGUUGUAGUUGUGUAAUGGGUUAUGGACUGUUACACACCUUGCUGCCUCUGGGCUUGUGUUUUGUUUUUAUCUUCCCAUACAUUCCAGUGGAGAAACUUUCUUGGCCUUCCCUUGGAAAUAGAAUAAACUUACUCUGAAGUGAUCUUCCAUGGGAAGAAGAGAUAGAAGCAAAUCUGAAUAUAUCUCUCAAUUAUCUUCCAGUUGGUCCCAGCAUCAUAAUAUGGAUGGGCCCCAAUGGCUGGGCGGGGGGGGGGGGGGGGGUAGGCAAUUGGUUAUCAAAAUUUGUUUUCAGAAUGAGAUGGGAGCAUCUUUCCUUUGCUGUGUGCUUUGUGUUUGAUACCAUCCUGCUCGGGUUAGAACCAGAUAACUCAGCACAAAGCCUUGAGUGUACAUUUGUUGGAAUCAAAACAUCUCAUUCUGAUCACUUGGGUUUUGUUUUUUUGUUUUUUUUGUUUUUUCUUUCCUUUUUUUUUUUUUUUUUUUUAAGUAGGGGUGGGAGGGAGGUUACUAUGCCCCAAAAGGGAGGGUGUCUGCACUAAGGAUUUAGAAACACUUUGAAAGCUCAAAACUUCAUCAGAAAUGGCCUUUAGCCACACUCCUGACCUUAUAGAUGAGUAACAAAAUGAAAUAAUAUUUUGGGAAUUAAGCCAUGUUGUUUUAAUUUGCUACUUUUUUCAACGUUCUGUCUAUCUAAAAAAUUGUUACCAUGGUAUCAUUUUCUGACAAAAUACCUUUGUCAAGCAAAAUUUUUGGCUGCCUGGAGCUGAAGUCAACUUUUUGGUGAAAUUAAGUGGACUUCGGUGAGCUUGUAGAUCUACUUGAUAUCCUUAAAGAUAGCUUUUAAAACUCCCAAAGAAAAUAUCUGAUCUUAAAAACUCAUCUUUGGGGUAAAGAGUUAAGUGUCCAAAGGCUGUAACAGUUCAUGAGAUUAGAGGGAGCUAGCCUGGCACCUGGACUCUGCCCCUCCAUAGCUGACCGAUUCCAGCAGAAGUGUGUUUAAAUUCUCCAGUAGACAAUACUGGGCAGGGCAAGGGAGGGGUAGGGCUGGGUUAUUAAAGAUACAGGCUACUGUAUUUUAACCAGUGGUUGUGGGGGAGGGGUGCCUGGAGAAAACAAAGUCACUUCCCUUUUUUGAAACAACCUAAACUUUAAAAAAAAAAAAAAAAAAGUAUUUUUGUUGAGUAAAAAUGGGAUAGAAUUCCAAUGUCCCUAGCCACAAGGGACUAGUUCCACUGAGAAGUGAACAGUGGGGACUCAAAUUUUUGAAAACAUUUGGGGAAAGGGAAAAUUGGCUUUCUGUUAAUUGGCAAAUGUUCCAGUGGGACUCUGUUUUUGUUGGGAUGUGUUAUGUUGUGUGUACACAUAUGGACCAGAGUCUUCUGAGUUUAUAAGGUUCAGAAAAAAUGGUUGAUAAAAUCUUGGUUUUUGUUAAUUUAUCUCAAUAAAAGCCCACUGGAACUCCAAA
Mustela erminea (ermine) is the source of this 6501-nucleotide messenger RNA. RefSeq names its product DEAD-box helicase 6 (gene DDX6). Gene Ontology annotation, cellular component: cytoplasmic stress granule; P-body. The transcript is spliced from 14 exons. Bases 650 to 2101 code for a protein of 483 amino acids. Gene Ontology annotation, biological process: cytoplasmic stress granule assembly; P-body assembly. The record is from RefSeq and is a predicted model, not a curated record. Lineage: Eukaryota; Metazoa; Chordata; Mammalia; Carnivora; Mustelidae. Gene Ontology annotation, molecular function: mRNA binding; RNA helicase activity; ATP binding.